Messenger RNA from Manacus vitellinus (golden-collared manakin), 5358 nucleotides. It is a transcript of the gene EPHA6, whose product is annotated as EPH receptor A6. Gene Ontology annotation, cellular component: neuron projection; plasma membrane. NCBI's taxonomy places the organism in Eukaryota, Metazoa, Chordata, Aves, Passeriformes, Pipridae. Gene Ontology annotation, molecular function: protein binding; ATP binding; transmembrane-ephrin receptor activity. Gene Ontology annotation, biological process: protein phosphorylation; axon guidance; cell surface receptor protein tyrosine kinase signaling pathway. The coding region runs from base 76 to 3045 and encodes 989 amino acids. The record is from RefSeq and is a predicted model, not a curated record. The transcript has 18 exons.
CUUGAUACCACAGCUGCUCUUGGAGAACUGGGGUGGAAAACGUUCCCUUUGAAUGGGUGGGAUGCCAUAACUGAGAUGGAUGAACACAACCGUCCCAUUCACACUUACCAGGUGUGCAACGUCAUGGAACCAAACCAAAACAACUGGCUUCAAACCAACUGGAUCUCCCGGGAUGCUGCACAGAAAAUCUACGUGGAGAUGAAGUUCACCCUGAGGGACUGCAACAGCAUUCCUUGGGUACUGGGGACCUGCAAGGAAACUUUCAAUCUCUACUACAUGGAGUCAGAUGAGUCUCAUGGAGUAAAAUUCAAGCCAAACCAGUACAGUAAGAUUGACACUAUUGCAGCUGACGAGAGCUUUACCCAGAUGGAUUUGGGCGACCGCAUCCUUAAACUCAACACAGAAGUCCGUGAGGUUGGGCCAAUAAACAAGAAAGGGUUUUAUCUUGCUUUUCAGGACAUUGGAGCCUGCAUUGCUUUGGUUUCAGUCCGUGUUUAUUACAAGAAGUGCCCUUUCACGGUCAGGAAUUUGGCCAUGUUUCCUGACACCAUUCCAAGGGUGGAUUCUUCCUCUCUGGUGGAGGUUCGGGGCUCCUGCGUGAAGAGUGCUGAGGAACGGGACACCCCAAAGUUGUACUGUGGGGCAGAUGGGGAUUGGCUCGUGCCUCUGGGACGGUGCAUCUGCACUGUGGGAUAUGAAGAACUGGAGGGCUCCUGCCAUGCUUGCAGGCCUGGAUUCUAUAAAGCUUUUGCUGGAAAUGUGAAGUGUUCCAAAUGUCCUCCACAUAGUUUGACCCAUGUAGAAGCAACUUCUGUCUGUCAGUGUGAAAAAGGUUAUUUCAGAGCUGAAAAGGACCCACCGACCAUGGCAUGUACCAGGCCACCUUCUGCCCCGAGGAAUGUGGUUUUUAACAUUAACGAAACAGCUCUGAUGUUGGAGUGGAGCCCCCCGAGCGAUACUGGAGGGAGAAAGGAUCUCACUUACAGUGUCAUCUGUAAGAAAUGUGGCUCGGACGCCAGCCAGUGUGAGAUCUGUGGGGGAGGCAUCCGCUUCAUCCCCAGGCACACGGGGCUCAUCAACUCCUCGGUGACGGUGCUCGACUUCGUGGCGCACGUCAACUACACCUUCGAAAUCGAAGCCACCAACGGGGUCUCGGAGCUGAGCUUCUCUCCCAAGCAGUUCACAGCCAUCACGGUGACCACAGACCAAGAUGCACCCACCUUGAUAGGUAUGGUAAGGAAGGACUGGGCUUCCCAAAACAGCAUUGCCCUCUCCUGGCAAGAGCCGGACUUUCCCCAUGGAGCAAUUCUGGACUACGAGAUCAAGUACUAUGAGAAAGUCUACCCACGGAUAGCGCCGGCAUUUUGGCACUACCUGCGGGUAGAAGAGCAUGAGCAGCUCAGCUAUUCCUCCACAAGGUCCAAGGCUCCAAGUGUUAUCAUCACAGGUCUCAAGCCAGCCACCAAGUAUAUAUUUCAUAUCAGAGUCAGGACGGCAGCAGGAUACAGCGGCUAUAGCCAGAAGUUUGAAUUUGAAACUGGAGAUGAAACUUCUGAUAUGGCUGCGGAGCAGGGGCAGAUUCUUGUCAUUGCCACUGCUGCUGUUGGUGGAUUCACUCUCCUGGUCAUCCUCACUUUGUUCUUCCUGAUCACUGGGAGAUGCCAGUGGUACAUAAAGGCCAAAAUGAAAUCUGAGGAGAAAAGAAGGGCUCAUUUGCAAAAUGGACAUUUGCGUUUCCCAGGACUCAAAACAUACAUCGAUCCAGACACGUAUGAAGACCCAUCUCUUGCUGUCCAUGAGUUUGCAAAGGAGAUAGAUCCUUCAAGAAUUCGUAUUGAAAGAGUUAUUGGGGCAGGUGAGUUUGGAGAAGUGUGCAGUGGACGUCUGAAGACACCAGGAAAAAGAGAGAUCCCUGUUGCAAUUAAAACUCUAAAAGGUGGCUAUAUGGACAGGCAGAGGAGAGAUUUCCUGAGGGAGGCCAGUAUCAUGGGACAAUUUGAUCACCCAAAUAUAAUUCGCCUCGAAGGAGUUGUUACAAAAAGAUCCUUUCCGACCAUUGGGGUGAAGUCUCUUUCGAGAUUCCUGAGGGCGGGAUUUUUAAAUAGCAUCCUGGCCUCACAUCCAGUGUCAGGAGGUGGAUCUUUACCCCCCAGCAUUUCCUCUGGCAGACCAGUAAUGAUUGUAGUUGAAUACAUGGAGAAUGGAUCCCUUGACUCCUUUCUGCGGAAGCACGAUGGCCACUUCACAGUCAUCCAGCUGGUUGGAAUGCUGAGGGGGAUUGCCUCUGGCAUGAAGUACCUCUCAGACAUGGGGUACGUGCACCGGGACCUGGCAGCACGGAACAUCCUGGUCAACAGCAACCUCAUGUGCAAAGUCUCUGAUUUUGGUCUGUCACGAGUGCUGGAGGAUGACCCUGAAGCUGCUUACACGACAAGUGGUGGGAAGAUCCCCAUAAGGUGGACUGCUCCUGAAGCCAUAGCUUACCGCAAGUUCUCUUCGGCGAGCGACGCGUGGAGCUAUGGGAUAGUCAUGUGGGAGGUGAUGUCCUACGGUGAGAGACCGUACUGGGAGAUGUCCAACCAGGAUGUUAUCCUGUCUAUUGAAGAGGGCUACAGGCUUCCAGCUCCCAUGGGCUGCCCAGCUUCUCUUCACCAACUAAUGCUUCACUGCUGGCAAAAGGAGAGGAACCACCGUCCAAAAUUCAGUGACAUUGUCAGCUUCCUGGACAAACUGAUCCGCAAUCCAAGCACCCUUCACACCCUAGUGGAGGAUGUACUUGUAAUGCCAGAUUCACCUGGUGAAGUUCCAGAAUAUCCUUUGUUUGUGUCAGUCAGUGACUGGCUGGACUCCAUAAAAAUGGGUCAGUAUAAAAAUAACUUCAUGGCAGCAGGUUUCACAACUUUGGAUAUGGUCUCAAGAAUGAAUAUUGAUGACAUUAGAAGAAUUGGAGUUGUACUCAUUGGACACCAGAGACGAAUAGUCAGCAGUUUACAGACUUUGCGGUUACACAUGAUGCACAUACAGGAGAAAGGAUUUCAUGUAUGAAAGUACUAGAACCAACUGUGUUUUGUGCCUCAGCAUUUCUAAAAUGGAAAAAUAUUCUCAUUCUUUCCUUCUGCUCUUCCCAACUUCGAGGACUGAAGUCUCCUGUUCAGACUUUAAAAGUACUUCAAUGAUAAUGCUUCCAAACCGGAGUUUUUAAUCACACUGCACAGCUCCUCCACCAGUUAUCUGCCGAUAAAAUCCUGGCCUACUGCAAGACUCUUGCUACACAUUGAUGAAUAACUCAGCAUGGAUGUGUAACUUUGUAUAACAGUAUUUGGGAAACUUUCAUGAACUUACUUGAAAGUAGUAAUCUAUUUGGCCUGGUGUGGCUUCUUUAUCGAUGUAUUUAGAGUUUGCUGGUAGAUCAAAAAAGUAUUUGACUUAUUUCAUGUUCUGUGACCAUGUAACUUCCAAUACCAAAUGUGCAAUCAAAAAGAAGUUUAACAUAAAUAUUUAUUUUAUCUCUUAAUUAAAUCCAAAUGUAUGGGUCCUAUCAUUAUAUUACUUUACAAUAGUUUGAAAGCUGGUAAGAUGGUGCCUCAAAAUAUUACUAUUGUUUGCAGAAACGACUGAUGAUUUUAUGUAGCGAGUUUUCAUUGUGUGAAUAAUUGGAAGGCUAAUGAGAGUAAUCUGUUUGAAAUCUUAAGGAAGGUCCUUGAUUUUUAAUUACUUCAGCACUCGACACUUUUUAUGCUUUAAAUUUUUAUGAUUAGGUUGGAAAACAUGUUCAUCCCUGGGAUUCCUCACCAUCCUUCAUUGUUAUUUUUUUUUAAUGUAAUACUCAGCAUUUGCUUCUACUACAUGGCAAAUAUUCACCGGAAAACUGAUUGUAACGUUUCCAUGACCACAUGUAAAACAGUUGUCAGCUGUAUUGUGGCCACACAGACUUUAGAAAGCUUUCUGUUCCAGAAAUGCAGGUCUCUGCUGCUUGUACUUGGGCAUAAUUCCCAGCAGCAGUAGCAGACCUUAGAGGGCCAGCCAUCAGUGGGGUGAUGUGGUUAUUCCCGUGGGAGCAGGCCAGCCGUGUCCUCCUCCAGCUGAGGGCAGCGCUACAACCACCCGCUGAUGCUGGAAGUUACACGCUGCAGGAGUCAGCUAUCUUGUACAUGGGCAGGAAAGGAGAUGUAGGACAGCAGUGUGGCAACAUGUUGCCUUGACUCUGCUUCUGACUGCUUUUAGAAGUGAAAAAGCAGAUUCUGCUGAAAUGGAGCUCUGGUCACUACAGGCUGGAUCUUCAUUUAGUACAAAUAUCUAAAGGACAUCCAUGAUAAUUACCUUUAGAACCCUUCAAUAGCCAUAUUUACAUGCAAGAAAACGUCUGCAAAGGCCUGACAUAAUAUUUGUACCUCUCUUAAGACUUACAGCUUUCAUGUUUUAUUCAGACAACUCACAUGGACAUGCUGGGCUACACUUCCAAAUUUUUGCAUGGGAUACGCACUACUGGGAACAAGGGAGCGACUGCAUGUCUGUGUGCUGUGAAACCACACACAGAUCUACAAUGCAUGUCACAUGUAACCUGGCUGCAGAUGCUUUUUGUUGACUUAUACGUGGUUUGGAGGAUAUUUUUGAGUUAUGUGGCAUUCCAGUAUACUCGAGCCUUACAACUCUUCUGUUGAAACGUGCAUCUUGGGUAAUUAGUAUAGUAUGUGUGUAUAUCAAAAUGAGCUGACUACUUUAUGUAAUCAUAACGAUAUUUACCGCUUAAUUUGCAGCUUGUAAAUGUAUUUCCUAACUCUUGGAAAAGGCUGCCAUUGCGUAUCAGUGGCAAAGAACAAAAAUCAGAAAGUAACUCAAAAAAGAUAAUGCUUCCAACCAGAUCACAGAGUAAGACACGCUAGGCCUGAUUCGCUGUUGUCACUUUAUGUUGGAAUAACUGCAUUAAUUUAGAAGAGAUAACAACAGUGCACUAAGUAAACUUUCCUUUCUUUCCUUUAAAAAAAAAUUAAAAGGCAGAUUUAACUGAGGAGCAAGUUUCAUAAAGAUCAAGAUUCACCGGGGUGUUCCACAAUGCCAAUUGGAUGAGCUUGUUUAAAGCAGAGCAGCUCCAGUCCUGUUCUAGCUACAAAGGUAAUUUUGCCAGCAUGAGUAGGAGCAAGUUUCACAAAGAUCAAGAUUCACUAGGGUGUUCCACAAGGCCAAUUGGAUGAGCUUGUUUAAAGCAGGGCUUGUUUAAACAAGUUCCAGUCCUGUUCUAGCUACAAAGGUAAUUUUGCCAGCAUGAGCAGUCCCCCCUUAACUCAGUAGGACUGCACAAGCACGUGUGUUUUGCAGGAUCACAGGCCUUUAGUGGGGGGAAAAAAAGCAUCUGUUCUU